UGAGAUUCCCAGUUCAUCGGGAUCGGAGCUCGGGCCCGCUGCCAUUCUCGCUCUGUCUCGCGAGCCGACCCUUGCACGGCCAAAGCAACCCCGGAAAUUGGAAUGAGGAGCCCGCCAAUCCCUCAGCUAGUGGCGGCCACAUCCUUCAUCGACGCGCCAGGGGCUUGAGGGAGACCCACCCUGCAUGCUGUACAAAGCAUGAAUUCCUAGUUCCCAAUAGUGGCCGACCGAAGGAAAACAAGCGUGCCCAAGCUGCAGAAUGCGCUGGCCAUGGUUAUAAGAGGAACCUUCUCGCUGUUAGUUCUUUUCCCUGUUGAGUAUUGAAUUCCCCUUCAGCCCUCUGGUCAUACAUAACUUACCUGGGACCAACCAUGCAUUUCAACAAACUCCUGCUGGCACUCGGCGCCGUCGCGCCAACUGUUUUCGCGCAGGAUCAGGGCGAGUCCUUAUUCCCUAAACACUGCUUCCCAGAGCCCUGCAAGGGCAUCACAUCCACAAACGAGACCUACGUCUGCGGCGACUCCCGGCUCGGCCCAGUCAAAUACCCAACCAAAUUCCCCCUCCGGACCGAACUGCGGACAUAUACGCGCUUCGGCUCGCUCUGCCCUGCCGAGUUCCUCGAGAAAUGGGCUACAUCCGCACAGCCCGAUGGGACAUACAUAUACCCGCCCGCCACCGGCUUCGUCGUUGACAACGAGAACGUCACCAUCAUCGGAAACGUCUCCCUGCCUGUAGGCCAGAAGCUGGACCGCUUCGGGUCCGAAUACGGCACAUUCCUCGCACCCUUGGGGGCGCCGUAUAUAGAGAGGUCGCUGCCGCCCAGUAACUUGGUUACGUAUGACGGGGAGUACCCGUUCAAUUAUCAUGUUUAUCAGGUGACGAAGGAGUUUGUGGUUGGGCUGGGCCCGAUUGCGCCGUGGUUUGAGCAGCCAGGCAUGGGGACACAGUUUGUUGCGUCCUCGAGUGUUAUGGCGUUGAUUGACGGUGGGUUUUUGAAGAGGUUGGAGCCGAGCGAAUAUGAUGAGCGCGUAGAGUAUUCGAAUUCGUAUACUGAGGGACCGAAUUAG
Messenger RNA from Aspergillus versicolor CBS 583.65, 1067 nucleotides. RefSeq names its product TNT domain-containing protein. NCBI's taxonomy places the organism in Eukaryota, Fungi, Ascomycota, Eurotiomycetes, Eurotiales, Aspergillaceae. The transcript has 3 exons. The coding region runs from base 372 to 1067 and encodes 231 amino acids. The record is from RefSeq and is a predicted model, not a curated record.